ACUCGCUCGUUUGCCAGGUCUACCUGGAAUUAUAAUGAAAUGCCGGGGCUUGAUCCAACCUUGGUAGCACAUUCUUUGAAUGUUGAUCCUAGUAUAAAGCCAAUUGAGCAGCCAAAUCGCGCCUUCCAUCCAGAGGUUACUCUGAAAAUUAAAGAAAAGGUUGAGAAGCUCUUGGUUGUAGGAUUCAUCAAACUAACAAAGAAGCCGACUUGGCUAGCCAAUAUUGUACCAGUUCGAAAGAAGAAUGGGCAAAUUAGGUGCUAUGUUGACUUUUGCGGCCUCAAUAAGACCUGCCCCAAAGAUGAAUUCUCUGUCCCAAACAUGGACGUAUUGAUGGACAAUACUGCUAGUUACAAGAUGUACUCUCUCAUGGAUGGCAGUAGCGGGUAUAACCAAGUCAGUAUGUGCCCCAGUGAUGCAGAGAAAAUUGCUUUUCGCACCCCUAUUGAUAAUUUUUACUAUGUUGUUAUGUCUUUUGGACUCAAAAAUACUGGGACUACUUAUCAAAGAAUCAUGGUCGUAAUCUUUCAUGAUUUCAUCCACAUAUAUAUUGAAGACUACAUUGAUAACAUUGCGGUGAAGUCCAAAACAAGACUGGGCCACUUCAUUGUGUUAAGGAAAGUCUUCGACAGAUGCCGUCUAUAUAAGCUAAAAAUGAAUCUAGCGAAGAGUGCAUUUGGUGUUUCUGCUAGGAAAUUCCUGGGAUUCCUCAUGAGUAAACACGGUAUCAGUGUAGAUCCGGCCAAAUUUGAAGCUAUAUGAGCCAUGCAGCCACCUAAGAACCUCAAACAGCUACGAAGCUUCGUCGACAAGGUCUCGUAUAUUCGUAGAUUCAUCCCUUCGUUGGUAGAAAUACUAUCUGCAUUUAGCCUUUUGCUGAAGAAAGGAGCUGCUUUCGU
Rubroshorea leprosula is the source of this 899-nucleotide messenger RNA. NCBI's taxonomy places the organism in Eukaryota, Viridiplantae, Streptophyta, Magnoliopsida, Malvales, Dipterocarpaceae. The record is from the annotation of a GenBank genome assembly.